This is a messenger RNA of Adineta ricciae, 2205 nucleotides long. The record is from the annotation of a GenBank genome assembly. NCBI's taxonomy places the organism in Eukaryota, Metazoa, Rotifera, Eurotatoria, Adinetida, Adinetidae.
AUGUUUUGUAGUAAAUGCUCACUGACAGUUCGUUGCGUCUUUCUACCUUUGAAUGAAAUAUCAACCUUCAUCACUACUCGUCAUUCCUCAACUACGUUAAAUGCACGAAUGAAGAAACUCAUUGAUUCCAAACGAUAUCGACAUGUUCUCGACAUUUUUGAUAAGCAAUCACACGCUGCUGAUGAUUUCGCUCUGAACAUGGCACUCAAAGCGUGCAGCAAUUUGCAAGACUAUCGACGUGGACGUGGAAUCGUUCGACAACUCUCACCCAAAUCUCUCAACAAUCCUUUCAUUCAAACAUCACUUAUUCAUUUCUACAUGAAAUCCGGUGACUUGAAGAGUGCAACCGAUUUGUUCAACUCAAUUCCGGUGAAGACGAAUCCACUUUAUACAACAUUGUUCAAAGGGCUGAUAUCGAUGAAAAAGUCGAAAGAAGUGUUGAACUUGUACGAACAGAACAAAAUGAAGUUAGACGAAGGUGUCUUUGUGAUGGUAUCAAAGGCAUGUUCUGAAAUAUGUGAUGAUCGAGCGAGAAGAACUGGAAAACAGUUAGCCGAUAAUUUACCUAAAGAUCUCAAAGGUUCCGAAAAAGUGAUGAACUCGACGAUCUUUAUGUUGAUGAAAUUUGGAAACGUCGAUGAAGCUGAGCAACUCUUUCGUCAGAUGAAACACAAAACUAUCUACACUUAUGGUGCUAUGAUGAAAGGUUACAAUCAUAACCAGAUGUUUGAAAAAGCACUGAAUUUAUUUCAUCAAAUGGAUCUGGCUCCUAAUGAAAACAUACUAACCAUCAUCUUCAACACAUGUACACAUCUAUUUAAUGAUCGAGCAUUACAAAUAGGAAAAGAACUUCUGCGCAAGAUGAACAAGUCCUAUUAUAACAAUGAUAUCGUCAUCACAUCAGCUAUUCACAUGUUGAUGAAAUUCGAUCUGGUGAAUGAUGCUGAACGAUUGUUUCGUCAAGUCAAAACAAAAAGUGCUCUCACUUAUCAUGCAAUGAUCAAUGGAUACAGUCAACUAGACGAGUUGGACAAGUGUUUUCAGCUGUUUGAUCAAAUGAAAAGUGAUCAAAUUCUUCCGAACGAAGUUGUGCUUCUUUCAACGAUCGGUGUUUGUGCAAAAAUUGGCAUACGCUCAGUAUCUCAGUCAAUUGUUGAUCAAAUACCUGCCGAUCUGAAAAGUAGUCGAAAUAUUCAAAAUGCGUUGAUUUCCAUGUGGGGCAAAAAUAGCUCGAUAGGAAAAAGUAAAGAAAUAUUCGAAUCAUUGAGUGAUCCAGAUGUGGUGGCAUAUAAUUCAAUGAUAAAUGCAUAUGGAUUGAACGGGAUGGGUGUUGAGGCUGUGGAACUGUAUAGAAGAAUUCCUGUUGACAUGCGUGAUGAAGUGUCCCGUACAUGUGCGUUGAAUGCGUGUUCUCAUGCCGGUUUGUUGAACGAAUGUCGUCAUAUAUUCGAUCAGAUACCUCACAAAACAGUAAAGAUUGUCACCGCAAUGGUUGAUUGUUUGAGUCGUUUGGCAAUGUUUGAUGAAGCAGAAUCAGUCAUCGAAGAUUAUGAAAAGAUAAAUCCACCUUCGUCUGCUAUGUACAUGGCAUUGCUGUCUGGAGCCCGCAAUGUCCGCUAUUCGAAUCUCUCAGAUCGAAUCUACAAGAAAAUGCAACAACUGUUCCCUGAUGAGAAAGACACACUCAUAGCCGGUUCCGUUCUCUUGUCAAAUAUUUAUUCGUCCAUAGGUGAUCAUCAUCGUGCAGGAGAUAUCCGAACCACUAGAAUCAAACAGUUUGGAUAUAAUGUGAAAGUUGGCUUAUCGUGGACUUCGGUGAACAACCAACUGGUGCGAUUCAAAGCUCAUGAUCAUUCUCAUCCUCAAUCGGAGGAGAUCUAUGAAGAACUGCAGCGUUUAUCGUGUGAGCUCCGUGAACAUGGUCACACAUUCGACAGCAGUUGGAUCACUCGUCCAGUGAAAGAGGAUGAAACAGUGGAAAGUGUGUUGUGUGGUCAUAGUGAAAAGUUGGCGAUCGCAUUCAACUUCAUUCAACAACCACCUCCUUCCAUCAUACAAAUCAGUAAAAAUCUUCGGAUUUGCGGUGAUUGCCAUGCUGCUACGAAACUCAUAACGAAAAUGCGUCGGUGUGAAAUCAUCAUUCGGGACGCAAAUCGAAUUCAUCAUUUUUCCAAUGGAGAGUGUUCAUGUCAAGAUCAUUUCUGA